UUGCGUGCCUUCAUGAUGACGUAACUGUUUUCGUCCAUCCAAGGUGAUUAUGCUGUUGACUUGACGCACACGGCGAUGUAGACGGUGGCAAUGUCGUGGAUGGACUCGUGGAGCCGUCCGUCCAAGGGCCAAGCCACUCCGCCGCCGUUCUACCUGACGCAUGGAGAUCAGGUACCAUACUGUCACACUUGCGGGAGAGUCAUCGGCGCACGACGUGCCAAUACUUCCAAGGCAUCGUCGACAGAAGUAAAGUACUGCUCCGACAAAUGCAAACGACACAAGCCGUCUUCAGCACCGGACAGUCUUGACAGCCGAAUCGAUAAUGCGCUUGUGGCGCUGCUUCAGGGCAGAGUACCUACCGGGGCGGAAGACGACCUGGCUGUUACUUCGAAAGCGAAGCAGAAGCUGAAGAAAGGCGAUCCUCGCAUCGUCGUCAAGCUCAGUGAGCUUGAGAUCGCGGUUUUCGGGGACCGCUCUGACCCUAACAAAGUUUACGGCCGCAGAAAGAACAGAGCUCCCCGCUUCAUUUUAGAGAGUGGCGAAUGGAAGAGCGUCGACAUGGAAGACGCCGAGCCGACGCCGACCACCGAAACAGACAUGGACACAGCAGGCUCACUUACCGACGAUAGCAUAGAUGAUCCGCCGGGUGGCGUGAGCAUCAACAAUCACGUCCGUGCACCGCAGAUUGAAAGCGAAGUGAAUUUCAGCGCUGGCGGCGGGGAACGGGGCUGGGCGGAGAAGAUCGAGGAGACGCCUGAGAUGCUUGUUAAGCGACGGGAGGGCCAGAAGAGGGCGGAGGAGAAGGAGAUGGUGAAGUCUGCUGCAAGGCGGGCCGUUGCUUUUGGGCUGCUGGUCGAGUUGCAGGUUGAGGCGAAAGGCAAGCGGGUGAAGAAGGGGCAGGAUCCCAGUAACGACGUGCCGCAAAAGGUUCGCAGGAAGUGUGAAGCACUUAUGAACGAGCAAGUGGUAGAGCCUAGCUUUGCCAAGGGUGAUUGGUCGAUCCGGUGGCGAGAAGACUGAGCGACAAUCUCCAAGU
Molecule: messenger RNA, 1036 nt
Organism: Baudoinia panamericana UAMH 10762
Lineage: Eukaryota; Fungi; Ascomycota; Dothideomycetes; Mycosphaerellales; Teratosphaeriaceae
Exons: 5
Coding region: 91-1020 (309 amino acids)
Source: RefSeq, a predicted model, not a curated record